Molecule: messenger RNA, 1188 nt
Organism: Cajanus cajan (pigeon pea)
Lineage: Eukaryota; Viridiplantae; Streptophyta; Magnoliopsida; Fabales; Fabaceae
Source: RefSeq, a predicted model, not a curated record
AUGGAAACAGCACUCAGUGCCAAAAAUAAAUUAGAAUUCAUAGAUGGAAGUGCUUCAGAACCACCUCUUGAUGAUAGGUUUCAUGGUUCAUGGAAGCGAUGCAAUAACAUGGUAGCUUUAUGGAUUGUAAACUCUGUUUCUCUCCCAAUAAGACAAAGCAUCGUAUGGAUGAACAAGGCAGAAGACAUUUGGCGCAACUUGAAGUCACGAUAUGCGCAAGGCGACCUCCUUCAAGUUUCAGAACUACAACACGAAGCUUCUUCCAUCAAGCAAGGAGACCUCUCUGUAACUGAGUAUUUCACUAAGCUUCGCAUAAUCUGGGACGAAUUGGAAAAUUACAGACCUGAGUUGGUUUGCAAAUGCCCAACUAAAUGUUGUUGCGACGUGGUUCCUAGUAUCACUCAACGAAGGAUAGAAGAUCAGGCUAUGCAAUUCCUCCGUGGCCUAAAUGAUCAAGAUAACAACGUUCAAUCUCAUAUUCUUCUCAUGGAUCCAAUUCCUCAAAUCACUAAAAUUUUCUCUUAUGUGGUUAAACAGGAACGACAAUCGCAAGGAAGGAAUUUUGCUGGAAACAUCUCUAUUGAAGGUAGACCUACAUGCACUUUCUGUGGAAAGGUUGGAAACAAUGAGAGUUCAUGUUUUAAGAAGCACGGUUUCUCUGAAUCCAAGGGAAAUAAAUCCAACUAUGGAAAAGGAAACAAAACUUGCUCUCACUGUGGAAGGAGUGGUCAUACUAUUGAUUCAUGCUAUAGAAAACAUAGUUUUCCACCUGGUGUUAAAACGCAAGCCAAGAAUGGACACCCCAAUGUCAAUAGCACAUUGACUGAAGAAGGAAAGAAAGACUCUGAUCAGACUCAGAAAGGUGAGGAACAGGAGUUUCGUCUCACAGCCCAGCAAUAUCAUUCCUUGAUAGCCUUAAUGCAACAGUCUCAAUUUGGUGGCUCGAGUUCACCACAAAUCAAUCAAAUAAGCUCCUCUAUGUCCACAUCUGUUCAGCCUUCCAAUGGUAAUCUCGUUCUUCUUAACAUCAACACUCAUCACACAAAGGCAUUUUGGGUAUUAGACUCAGGUGCUACAGAUCAUAUAUCCUCUUCUCUUUCCCAUUUUUUCACAUAUUCUCUCAUUAAACCCAUUGCUGUUAAACUUCCAAAUGGACUUGAACACAUUGAAGAAGAUUGGUAUAGUUGA